Molecule: messenger RNA, 1748 nt
Organism: Impatiens glandulifera
Lineage: Eukaryota; Viridiplantae; Streptophyta; Magnoliopsida; Ericales; Balsaminaceae
Product: ornithine aminotransferase, mitochondrial
Exons: 10
Coding region: 157-1581 (474 amino acids)
Cellular component (GO): cytoplasm
Molecular function (GO): identical protein binding; pyridoxal phosphate binding; L-ornithine transaminase activity
Source: RefSeq, a predicted model, not a curated record
UUGUGUUGAAAGAUAAAAUAGAAACCGAUCAUUUUCAUCAUCAUCUGAUUCAGAAAGCUGAAAAUGCGAUAAGUAAGAGAGAGAGAGAGAGAGUCUGCAGUAAUCGUUUGAUUCAGUGUUUGUUGAGGGAGGAAGCAAGCAUAAUCAUCCUUUUCCAUGGCGGCCAGAAGACAAUUGCAAGUUCUGUUCAGCAGAGCUUACAUCAGAGGAGGAACUCGAUACAGGAACUACGGAGCACUACCUGAAACUACCGCAUCUUCUUCUUCUCAACAACUCAUUAACUUGGAAUCUCAACAUAGCGCUCACAACUAUCAUCCUGUUCCUGUAGUAUUUUCUCACGCUAAGGGGUCUUCCAUAUGGGACCCUGAGGGUAAUAAAUAUCUCGAUUUUCUCUCAGCUUACUCUGCAGUUAAUCAGGGACACUGCCACCCCAAUAUUGUUAAAGCUUUAGUGGAACAGGCAGAAAAGCUGACUCUUAGCUCGAGAGCAUUCCACAAUGACAAAUUUCCAACACUUGCAGAAUAUCUAACUUCCUUGUUGGGAUACGAUAUGGUGCUUCCCAUGAACACUGGUGCUGAAGGUGUAGAAACAGCCCUCAAGUUAGCCAGGAAAUGGGGCUAUGAGAAGAAAGAGAUACCAAAAGAUCAGGCAAUUAUCGUCUCAUGUUGUGGUUGCUUCCAUGGUCGUACUCUGGGUGUUAUUUCUUUGAGCUGUGACAACGAUGCUACUCGUGGUUUUGGACCCUUGUUAACUGGCCACCUUAAAGUUGAUUUUGGAGAUGAACUUGCUCUGGAGAAGAUGUUUAAAGAGAAAGGAGAUCAGAUUGCUGGCUUUCUGUUUGAGCCAAUCCAAGGAGAAGCUGGUGUUAUCAUUCCUCCGGAUGGAUAUCUAAAAGCUGUUAGGAAACUUUGUUCAAAAUAUAACAUUUUGAUGAUUGCUGAUGAAAUACAAACUGGAUUGGCACGGACUGGAAGAAUGCUGGCUUGUGAUUGGGAGGAUGUUCGCCCUGAUGUUGUGAUACUUGGAAAAGCAUUAGGCGGUGGAGUUGUGCCUGUAAGUGCUGUCCUUGCAGAUAAAGACGUGAUGCUCUGCUUUAGACCUGGAGAGCAUGGAAGUACCUUUGGAGGUAAUCCCUUGGCCAGUGCCGUUGCCAUUGCCUCAUUGGAAGUCAUUAGAAAUGAGGGACUUUCUGAGAGAUCUGCUAAAUUGGGAGAAGAGCUUAGGCUCCAGCUAAGAAAAGUUCAAGAACAAUUCCCUGAUAUUAUAAAAGAAGUCAGGGGAAGAGGUCUCUUCAACGCUGUUGAGCUUAACAGUAAAGCGUUAUCUCCUGUGUCUGCAUAUGACCUAUGCAUUAAGCUAAAAGAUAGAGGAAUUCUCGCAAAACCGACUCAUAAUACCAUCAUUCGACUCACUCCUCCUCUCUGUAUGAGCUUGGAUGAGCUCCAAGAAGGCUCAAAGGCACUGCAUGAUGUUCUUGAAAUUGAUUUGCCGGAGAUGCGAAAGACGAAGCCCAAAACAGAAUCUCAUACAGCCUCCUGCAUUUGUGAUCGUUGUGGACGUAAUCUGUAUGAUUCUUCUUAGAAAUAUCUAUUUUCUACAGCAAACUCUUAUAAUCUUUUUAAAUAAUCAUGAACAUAGUUCAUGUUUAAGAUAAAAUUGUGAUCUUAAUCUGGUGUUUAAACAUAAUUUUAGACUAGAUUGGGAAAAAUAAUAAACUAUAUUAGAUUUUUGCUUCAAGAUAUUUCUCU